AUGUAUUUUCAUUUAAUUGAUUAAUAAUAUAUGUUUCCUUAACUUAUGAGAGAAUCUCUAGAACGUGAUUGUAACUGGAUCGCGCCAAAGUGCCAAAUUAAUGAAAUUGCGUCUCUUCGAUUCUCAGCUCUCUCUCUCUCUCCUUUACAUUUCUACAUGCAUAGAUUUCGACGUUCAAUCGCUGAAGGUGACAAAGCUUCUUUCUCAUUUCUCGUAAGCUCGUUUUGUGCUUCUUAGUAAAGAGCUGCUUUGUUUUUUUACAUUUUGAUUUCUUCGACCUUUGUUUCUUGAACGGUCACAAAAUUCUUUCUUAGGGUUUAAUCUCUCAAGCUUAGUUGUUGACUCUUUCUAAUUCUUAGAAGAAAAUAAAAACACUUAGUGCUUGGUGUGUCAAGAAUUCUUUAAUCUGAUAUUCUAUUUUUAUAAUGUAUACUUCAUUCUUAUUACAUCAACGUAUCAUGAAUGUUAUACAAGUUCUAUCAUAUUUUAAUUCAUAUAUUAUCUUUCAAGUAGUUGACAUGUUCUUGUUCUCUUAUUCAGAGAAAAUGACAAGAAUGUGUCCUGCAUUUACCCUUUCUGAUUUUAUCUCUAAUCACACGCUAAUGUGUUUUAUGUUAUGAUCUAGUCUGCUUUUAAUAGUAAUGUGUCUUUGGCUCUGAAGAUUGAAGAAGCAACAUUUGAAACCUUCACCAUGUCUUUUGCAGGUGGGAAAGAUGGAUCUAAAGGUUUCGUGAAGAGAGUUACAUCAACUUUCUCCAUCAAGAAAAACAAGAAGAACACAACAACUAACGAUCCAAAACAACUUCUUCCACGGUCCAAAUCAACAGGUUCCAACUAUGAACCCAUGCGUCAUCUACCUCAUGGGAAAAAGACUCUUCCAGAUGUCAGAGCAGCAAACAAAAACAGGACCAAAUCCGCAGGUGUUUCUCCUCAGCCACGGCGCGAAAAGAUUGAUGAUUCAUCCGGUAAUAAACAGUUCAUUAAGCUGAGAUGUUUUGACGACAGCGACUCCGUUUGGUUGGCUUCGGACUGCGCUUCUACUUCCUCUCUUCUAGAGGAACGUAGAGUCUCUGUCUCGUUUCAUUUCUCACUCGACGAAAAGGUUGUCUCCUGGUUAUCAAACGCUGCUAACUCUUCAUUGUCUCUCAAAGAGAAUCAUCAUCAUCACCAGACAAAAUGUACUUCAGAGAACAUGCGAAAGGACGGAAAAUUCUGCAACUCAUCUGGUAAAUAUAUUGGAGCAGGUUCGGCAAAUCCGUCGUCUUCACGUUUACUUGAGAGCAACAACAAGACUGAGUCAUCUAGUCAUGAAGAAAAGAAAGUUAGCUUCUCACUAGAGUCAGAUGUGUCUCCUUCACCAGCUAACUCAACUGUUGAGCCAUCUACUCCUGCUAGACCCAUACUUGAAGAUAAGGGAGAUUCAAAAAGAAAGCAUGUUGUGGAGCCUCUUUUUUGGCCAUUGGAGCAGAAGUUUGAUUGGACACCAGAGGAUAUACUAAAGCAUUUCACCAUGUCACCACGGAGAAAGAAAUCAAUAGGAAGCAAAGGUGCAAGUACCUCUCCAAGAUCAAUGAGAGCACAGCUUCAGACAAGAAAGCUAGAUCUCAAAGAAGGGUGCAAGAGAAAGCUCAUGUUCAACGGUCCUGCAGGAUCAAAUUCAAAACCAACAAGGAUUCCUGAACUGAAAAGAACAGUAAGCAGCAGCAAUAAGAAAACCGAGAACAGCAAGAACCAACAACAACCCAUCAGGAACAUUGUGAAGAGGAACAAAAGUUUGCCGUCUAGGUUGAGGAAAUCUAGCAAAAUAUCUUCAAAGGUGGUACCAGUUGAAGAGAGUGGAGAGAUAGGAGGCAGAGAGGCAAAAACACCUAAGAAGCUUAUCAUGACACGCAAGUCCAGGACAUUCUUGGAAGAUGACUUUGCUUUGAUGAAUGAUUUCUCUAUAGAGAAGGCGGUUGGGCUUUGCGAGUUUAGGGGAAGAGAAGGCAUAGAUUCAGACUUCAACACUGAUGGUUUCUUGUUUGAAGACUCUCUAUGAAGAAAGAAAGAUAAAAAGGCGUUACAGGUUUGUUAAAUAGUAUAUACUUGCCAAACUAACAUCUGCAUUGGUGACAAUUUUUGUUUCUUGCUUGUAAAUCUAUUCGAUAGAAAAAAUAUAUACAUGUUGUUGACAUUUAUAUAUACACACAUAUAUGUAUGCAUUUUGGACCAAUCAAAGAGCCGGAACAUGUGUUCUCGUUAAAA
Messenger RNA from Brassica rapa (field mustard), 2244 nucleotides. RefSeq lists its product as uncharacterized. The record is from RefSeq and is a predicted model, not a curated record. NCBI's taxonomy places the organism in Eukaryota, Viridiplantae, Streptophyta, Magnoliopsida, Brassicales, Brassicaceae.